ACCGCCCUCGUGCGCUGCUUUAUUUUGGGGGCAUGCGUUGACGGGCUGCACCCCGCGAGUGCUGGCGGCGCGGGCCUGCGUAAAGGGGGCGCGUGACGUCAGCCGGCUCGCGAGACCAUAUCGAUCGUGGGCACCGUCUGAGCAUCAUCUAUCCAUUCAUCCACCCUUAAGGGCAGAGUCGCCAGCCAGCCAGCCAGGCAGUAAGCCUCCUGAGACCGAAUAGCCACCUGACGAAAGGGGAAAGGACGCCGCCAUGGCCGAGUUUGGCACGGCCAAGACCGUCUUCAUCCUGGCCAUCGUGGUCGGGUGCUUCGCGAUCCUCUGGCCUAAGAUCUUCUACCCCAUGCUGUUGACCUCGCUCAGCACCGGCGGUGCCCACGCAGGUCAACAACAGGACUCACCCCUCGACAAUCAAGCCAACUGCUGCGACGUAAUAUUCGUAUCGGACGUGACGGCCAUCAAAGUUCUGACAGCCAUGUGCGGCGACAUCCUGCACGAAAACCAGAUAACGACGAACGAGCAACUGCACCUGUCGAAGAAAUCGGUGGAAAAGUGCAGGGACGAGGUUCUUUCGGCGUGCGGGCUGGACAUCACGGCCGUGAUCAAAGACCAGACGGGCUUGACCAAGAGCUACAAGCAGAUUCUGGACGAGAUCAGGUCGUUCAACAACUCGGAAUGUCUCAAGCAGAACUUCGGCGUGCAGCUCAGCUUGAUUGGAACGCCGCGUCGGAUGCGCUACUUCCCUGAGAGGUACUUCAAGGAUAAGACCAUCACUGCCAGACAUUUACGACCUGAGAGACCUGCGCAUCUCCACCCUGAAAUGCUGCAUCCGGCUUUGCGAGAAAAGGGGCGUGCGAUUCCUCCACGACCAAUUACUGUAGCUUCGGCGACAGGCAUGGAUGGAUCUGGACCACGGCCUGGAUACCCGAUGCCAGGUAUGCGGCCCCCGAUGGGAGGCGCCGGUCACGUGGUUCCAGCCCCCAAAGGCAGCGGCACCAUGGGCAUCGUCAUGCCGCUCUACACCGUCGGCAUCGUCGUCUUCUUCGUCUACACCAUUAUGAAGGUCUUGUUCAAGAGACAAGAUGACCGCAACAAGAACGCAGACUUCGGAAUGGACCCUGAGAUCAGAAGGAUGAUGUUCGGCGCCAACGGCAUGGAAGACUACCCCUCCCGAGGCCACCGCGUCGCUCCACCAAGGGAGGUGAAGCGGCCGUCUCCGGAGCCGGUGGCCAAGCCGGCAGCCGCCCCCAUCCCCGCUCCUGCGCCCCCGGCGCCAGCUGCUCCGGCGCCAGAGCCCGAGCAAGUUGCAAACGGAGCCGCCCCCACCACCAACGGAGCCACCCCCGCCGCCAACGGUGGUUUCCGAGGCGCUUCGCCGCCCAAGUCUUCCAGCAAGUUAGAGGACAGUGAUUUUGACCAGCUGAGGAAGCGCCUGGAGGAGACGGAGGCCGCGAUGGAGCGGAUUGUGGCACAAAUCGAGACCGCUGUUGAGCCGAGCAGACCUUCUUCGUCCCUCCUCAAGACAGUGCCACGACAGGGUGACGAAGAAGGAGAAGAAGAACAACAACCACACGAUUUAGAGACUGUAGAAAACCCUGUAGAAAAAGACGACAUUGUAGCAAAAGAAGAGGUCAUCGAAAAGGAGAACAUCGAGGCGACCAAAGAAGAGGCGGUGGUCGAGCAGGAAAUAAUCAAACCUGCGCAGCUCGAGCAACUUGAGGCUGAGGUGACACGCGUGGCUGCUGAAACCAAAGUCGAGGAAGUACUUUUGGCAGAGGAGGAGCCGAUUGCUGAAGAGUCUGCGGAGCCGAUAGUCGAGGAGCCGAUCGAAGAGGAAAUUGCCAAAGUGACCAGCGAGGAGGAAGACGUCAAAGAUGAGGAGGCGCCCGCAGCCGCCCAGGCACCGGAAAGGAGCAGCACACCACUUCAGCAGCUUUUGGAGGAAGGUGGCGGAAAGGUGACAGUCGUCGGGAUGGAGACGACGGCGAGGUGCGAGGACGGGCAGAAAAUGGCCCGCCCGCCGACCCCGUCGACACCCCCGCGAAGCAUCACCCCGAUUUUCCCCCUGUACGCCCUGGAGCAGUUCACGCCGUCCCCCGCGUACCGGUAUUCGCGGCCCACGACCCCCACCUCGAUGACCCCUCCUAGGAGUAGCACCCCCUUGCAAAGACCCGUGAGCGCCACUCCGCCCCCGUCCCACGGCUUCCUGGUCGAGGGACACAUCCCGGCAGGAGGACACGGCAUCCUGGUGGCCGACUCGGAGUGCGAGGCCACGCCGGCCGCCGACUUUGACUACGACGACUUCGAUCUCGACGAGGAAGCGCCGCCUGUGAUUCUUAGCGGGAAAAUGACCCUUUCUGUAAUUAACCUGCCAGAAGCAAUAGCUGCUGAAGCUGCUGCCGCCGCCGCCGCACAAGCCGCUGCCAGCCACCAGAAUGGCACACCAGUGCAAGCUGCUGAUGAAACGAAAGCAGCGAACGGUGCCAACUACGAGGAAGACAACGGCGUUGAUGAGAUUUCCGCCACAAACUACACGACAGCAGCCAGCGCAGCUGCUGCAGAAGACGGCGCUGGUCUAGAGGAAACUUCAGCUGAUGUGUCUGGAAUGGACGACAAUGCAGAGGCACAAGACUUGGACGAGCCUGCUGCCGAGAUCGAGGAGCUGCCUCGCGACGACGCCUCCGCCCGCCACAAUCAGAGCAAUGGACUGCAAUGAUCUUCGCUUUCCGCCCCGACUCGGGGCGGUCGAAGCCGUGCCAAACGCCGACGAAGGGCCAAAAACAACCGGUCGGCUGCUGCACAGAGCAACUAGGCUGCUGGUUGACCAGUGCUGCGUGCCGUACUUGGGCCAAGCCAGCUCAACGAGGGCCAACCAUUGAAAUCCGGGGGUGAAAACAAAAAUACAAAUAUAAAGUGGCUGACAGACCGUUUGAAUGCGCGCGAUUAUCGCCUCCUGUGCAGAACCGUGACGAAUGACUGUGUUAUUUGAUUGAUGCCAAAUAUUCUCUCAAACAGCGUACUUGUUUACUAUACACACACACACACAUAAAAUUAAAUAAAUAUAUUUAUUGUUACUCAAGAAACGAGACGAACAUAUGUUAUUGUGUCGUAGCGGCCGGGACAGAUUUUCAGACUAAUAUUGCGAAACGCCGUUUACGUGUAGAGAUUAACUCACAAAAGCAGGACGUGCCAAAUUUUGUAAUUUAAUAGCUCUCUCAGCGACGAGUAAAUUCUGUAAUUGAGCACCACUUUACUGUAUUUCGUAUCAUAUACACAUACUGUUUUCAGGCACUAAAAUGUAGAAUAAGACUGGAGGGAAAAUGCUAUGCCAAAUUUUAAACCCGCUGUAAAAUCGGAUUUUCGCUAUUGUAUCCAGUGCUUCGACAAUUUCUCACUUUUUGUGAUGAGCCAAAACACAUCUUUAUCUCCUUAGAGUAUUGUUGAUCCCUGCAACUUAUCUCUCAUAUAGUUACGAUGUUAUUAAUUAUUACCAAGUUUUCCUACAAAAUAUCACAUAUUGCACUUGGUAAAUGUUUCAAUUUACGAUCUGUAAGAGUAGUUUUCGGUCAGGUGCUCUCAGAAUGCAAUAAAAUAUGACGAAAAAGUUGCUACAAAAUUACAAA
Messenger RNA from Cloeon dipterum, 3623 nucleotides. Its product is annotated as fibrous sheath CABYR-binding protein-like. The coding region runs from base 254 to 2716 and encodes 820 amino acids. Lineage: Eukaryota; Metazoa; Arthropoda; Insecta; Ephemeroptera; Baetidae. The record is from RefSeq and is a predicted model, not a curated record. Gene Ontology annotation, biological process: synaptic transmission, cholinergic; protein localization to cell surface. Gene Ontology annotation, cellular component: intracellular membrane-bounded organelle; neuron projection; neuronal cell body. The transcript is spliced from 13 exons.